UAGACAAGUGUCAUCAAUAAUUUGGCACUUUAGUGUAUCAUAGUUAAAAUUUAAAUAUUCAGCGUAAAACUGUCAAGUUUGCACCAUCAUCAGGUAAAAACUCUGCACUACAUUUGAAUUUAAAUCUGCCACCGCCAUUGUCUAAGAGGCACCCUAUGAAGUUAGCUGGUAUAUUACGAUGUAUUAAUGUCGUUGUGAACCUGUAUGUGUGUAUUUGUUAGCGGCUCAGUCCUCUCGGUCUGCCUGGCAACCGCAUUUGUUGCCUUUUUCAAACAUGAAGUGGGAGUGGAGUAAGACUCUGGUAGGGGGUGACUUGCUCUUUAAUGACCCCUUGGUUGUCCCACAUAAAAAGCUGAGGAAGGUCAGUACUUUUCCUUUUUGCACCACUUUUUUGUAUUUAGCAAGAUUGUUAAAUAAAAACAAACCAGCAGGCUGGUUGCCUGGCAACAGUCAGCAUGCAACCUGCAUUGUUUUCCUUGUUUCCAUGGUAUUAUAGUUGUGAUCUGCUGGGGAGAUGAUUUGCCCUUUGAUCUGAUGACAUCAUAAACCACGGAACUUUACUGCACUCAUUUGCAUAACACUGACACAGACCAAGCUUAACUAGUGAGACCAGACCUAUGCAGUGUGACAGAUCGGCUGAUUUCAAAAUGCCUCAGGAAACAACUUCUGUUAAGCCAUACCAGGUAAAAGAGGGAACUCUUUUAAAGUUUGUUUUUAACCAAUCACAAGAAAUUGAUGAUCUUAAAGAGAAUGCACGUAAAAAGGAGAUUCAAUUCAAAAACCUCAAAAAACAAUUUGAAGAAGCACAAAGUCAAUAUUCUGAUGUCCAACAGCAGAUGGAGUCAGAAUUAAAGAAAAAAGAUGACGAAUUUCAGACACUCCAUCAAGAAUUUGUGAAACUUCAAGAAAAGCUUGCUAUUGAGAGAAAGAAACAAGCUCGUUACAAGGAACUGAUUAUCCAAAUUAAUAAAGACAGCAGGUUAGUCAAAAAUAAGUUGGACAAGUGCUCAAACGUAACAGAUCAGCUUUUAGCAUGCCAUGAAAAAAUUGAAGAGCUUGAAGAUUUUCUGGCCUAUGAACGGGAACAGAAUGACAAGUUGAAGGAUUGUUUAUAUAAGCAAGAGGUGGAGAGCCAUAGUUUAGAAGAGAGAAACAUGGAUAGCUUACAGCAGGAAGAAGAGAUUAAAGAUGAUGUUAUAGCCAAAAUCUGUGUAAAAUAUGGGAUUAAUAAAAGCCUCAGGGUAGAUUUAAAAUCUACUGAGAAAUUAUUAGUAAAGGAAAGAGCUAAGAACAGAAAACAGCAAAUUGAGAUUGAUAAUCUGAGAAAGCAACUUCAAGAUUCCCAAUUUCAACGAGAAGCUUUUGACGACCAAAUCAAAUCUCUGCAGACACAGAAAGAGAAUGAAAUUUCUGGCUUGAUGAAAACUAUCCAAGAAUGUAAGAACCAGGAAAGUGAGCUAAAGGAUAACAUGAGAAAAUCUGGAAUCCAAACAAACAGUAUUAGAAAACUGUUGUUCAAAGUUAAUGAUUCAGUUGUGGACUUACAGAAGGAAAUUAAGGAACUGAAAGACUCCAAUGUGAAGUUAGUUAAGGAGAAGCGUGAGACAACGUUAGAGCUGGAGAAACUGAAAGACUCCAAUGUGAAGUUAGUUAAGGAGAAGCGUGAGACAACGAUAGAGCUGGAGAAACUGAAAGACUCCAAUGUGAAGUUAGUUAAGGAGAAGCGUGAGACAACGUUAGAGCUGGAGAAACUGAAUAACUCCAAUGUGAAGUUAGUUAAGGAGAAGCGUGAGACAACGUUAGAGCUGGAGACGGUGAAAGGUCAGCUGCUCCUAGCUUCUGAAGAUAAAAAGCAAAACACAGAACAGUUGAAAAAAGUAACAGCUGAGAAGGUAAUGUUUGCCAGCGAGCUGAAGGACUGUAAAACCCAGAUGGCAAGAGUAAAGGAAGUACAACUCAUAAACAGAGCGUUAGAAAACAAAAUAACACAACUUGAGAAGGAAAACAACAGGCUCAUUGAGGAGAAUAAGGCAAGUCAGAAAUUAUCUGAAAAGAGGCCUAGCGACCGUAGUUCAAAGAGUAGGGAAUUUAUCAUUUACAGACAUGUAGAACCUGAGAAAAUUGAUGCUAGAAAGACUAAUUUUCAGCCCUCAGUGUCAACACAACACAAAAUCAGCACCUUAAACCAAAAGCAGGACAAAAAUAAGACGUAUGACCCAGUUAUGCCACAAGAAAUGAAUAAAAUUGAACCGGUAAAGAGCCUUGGCAAGCCAAAGUGGAGAUAACGACCUAAUGAAAGUUAAGACUUUUGAAUCCUAGCGUCCUUAAACCUUAAAGCUUAAAACCGACCUCCAUAAACAGCCAGAGACAGGUGAGAUCGUGGGAGAACCCACCAUAUAUAGCAUAUAAUAGUCAAGUAUAACUUAGUUCCUGUAGAAAUACAAUAAUAUAAAAUUUACCUCCUUAGAGUUAUGUACUAAGCAUACUAGUCAAGUCAAUAUUUAUUUAUAUUGCACAUUUAAAAGGCAACACCCUUACCCCAAAGUGCUGCACAGCCAUUAUAGUAGUAGAAACAUAAAGUAGAAACUUAAAAGCCAGCGAGGCAUGAUAACAAAUUUAAACCACAGGAAACUGAAACAGAAUACAUAGCACAUCAUAGAACAUCAACGAUAAAUUGUAGGUUAAAAUGUAUAAAAUAAGAGCUGUAAGAGAAACCUGCAGCCACGUAAGCAAGCUGUCCCACAGGGUAGAAGUCACAUCGUGUGACGUAAUUUUUUUGGGGGGGGGGCCCCCACACACACACACACUUUUUCAAAAGGCAGUUUUGGUCACCUGCACUUUUUUCCAUCCAAAAACAAUAUUACGCUCCAUUAAAUGGAUUUGGUUGAGCACUAGGACCGAAACGGAAACCGGUUUCCUAUUAGACCCGCCCAAAAGCUAAUCUAUUGGCUCUGCUGAUACUUGCUGGCUGUUGCUGCUGUCACUCCAAGUUGUAAACAGUCGGAACGUGCUCACGUUGUUUUGCUAGUUUGGAGCCGCUAGGGAACACCGGUACUGAGUCACAUCGUCAACUAGACGCUGUGUAAUAUCAGAGCUCAGCUCAGCUUCCAUUAUAUAACAUUUGAAUAAGUGUUCAUUUGUGAGUCUUUGGUAGUUAGGCACAGCCGGGCGGCAGCAUGUCAAGAAAACGAAAAGUGGAUAUAAGAGACUUCUUUCAAAGUCAAAACGUAAGUUGGAACAUGUGACACCCCUGCAUUAAGCUCACUCACCUCCUCCUUCACAAACAUACUCAAAACUAACUUUUACAAACUCAUCUCCUCCACAUAACUGACUCCUCAGACACAAUUUAUUCGUAUUAUUAUUAUUAUUAUUACUAGUAGUAGUAGCAACACGAAGGUCGCAGGUUCGAAACUUGGCUGCGGCCUUUCUGCGUGGAGUUGCGUGUUCUCCCCAUGCAUGCGUGGGUUUUCCUCCGGGUACUCCGGUUUCCCCCACAGAUCACAACAUGCCCUAUAGGUUAAAAAAAUGUAAGUUGCUUUGGGUAAAAGCAUCUGCUAAGCACAUAAACAUAAACCUGCCCCCACUUACGUCUGCGGGAGGCUGAAAGGUUGAAUGUCAUCUUCUCCACCCAUCCAGAGUUGAUAGCAGUCCCAGCACUUGGUAAUUACUACCUUUA
Molecule: messenger RNA, 3676 nt
Organism: Nothobranchius furzeri (turquoise killifish)
Lineage: Eukaryota; Metazoa; Chordata; Actinopteri; Cyprinodontiformes; Nothobranchiidae
Product: rho GTPase-activating protein gacN-like
Source: RefSeq, a predicted model, not a curated record